UAUAAUUCUUUGGAAUGGGGAGGAAUCUUAGAGAAAAGAAUAGAAAUGACUAAAAAGAAUGAUUUCUUGCAGUGGAUAAUUAUUGAUCAAGGAUAUCCACCAGUAAUAAGAAAAUAUGGAUUAUAUCAAAUGUAUUUACAAUGGGAGCUUAAAGGGUUAGAAGGAAUUAAAUGUGAAACAUGUGGAGAUAGAUUACAAUCAAAUUGUACAAGGAUUCUAAAAGAAUAUAAU
Acaulospora colombiana is the source of this 231-nucleotide messenger RNA. NCBI's taxonomy places the organism in Eukaryota, Fungi, Glomeromycota, Glomeromycetes, Diversisporales, Acaulosporaceae. The record is from the annotation of a GenBank genome assembly.